AUGACAUCGAGCGGCCGUUUGGGCUCGCGAAAAUUCUCAACGACGCAUGUCAAAACCCAAAAGACCAGCUGCUUCAAGCGCACAGAUUUUCGGUAG
Chondrus crispus (carragheen) is the source of this 96-nucleotide messenger RNA. RefSeq lists its product as hypothetical. The record is from RefSeq and is a predicted model, not a curated record. NCBI's taxonomy places the organism in Eukaryota, Rhodophyta, Florideophyceae, Gigartinales, Gigartinaceae. The coding region runs from base 1 to 96 and encodes 31 amino acids. The transcript has a single exon.